Lingula anatina is the source of this 1244-nucleotide messenger RNA. RefSeq names its product U1 small nuclear ribonucleoprotein A. The record is from RefSeq and is a predicted model, not a curated record. NCBI's taxonomy places the organism in Eukaryota, Metazoa, Brachiopoda, Lingulata, Lingulida, Lingulidae. Gene Ontology annotation, molecular function: RNA binding.
AGCUAAAAAUAUACGAGAUUUGACGAGAAGGUCAAGGUGAAAGCCGGUGCGAGCGUUAGAAAGAAAGACAGUGUUCGACUAAUUUUUUAAUCUUAUUCCAUCGUAAAGAUUAUAGGGAAUUGCAGAAAGAAUGGAAAACAGACCGGGUUGCACAGUGUACAUAAACAAUUUAAAUGAGAAAAUCAAGAAAGAUGAAUUGAAAAAGUCCUUGUAUGCUAUAUUCUCACAGUUUGGACAAAUCCUGGACAUUGUGGCAUUAAAGACAUUAAAGAUGAGAGGACAAGCCUUUGUGAUAUUUAAAGACAUAAAUAGUGCAACAAAUGCUCUCCGUUCAAUGCAAGGAUUUCCUUUUUAUGACAAACCUAUGAGAAUACAGUAUUCAAAGAAAGACUCAGAUGUCAUUGCCAAAAUGAAAGGCACAUAUGUAGAAAGACCAAAGAAAAAGAAAGUUGAAGAAGAAGUGCAAGAACAACAAACAAAGAAGAAAAAGAAGAGUCAGAGAAAGGAACAAAAUGCUAUGCUUGCUGCAACAUCCGCACCAGUUCCUCAGCCAUCAGCACCUUCAAUGCCUGCUAUGGCUCCACAGGCAGCUGCCCCAGUUGCCCCUGCACAACCUGCUACCAUUCCAGAGCAACCACCAAACCAGAUCUUGUUCUUGACCAACUUGCCAGAAGAGACCAAUGAGAUGAUGUUGUACAUGUUAUUCAAUCAGUUUCCGGGUUUCAAAGAGGUGCGUCUUGUUCCUGGCCGACAUGACAUUGCCUUUGUCGAGUUUGAGAAUGAAAUGCAGUCUGCUGCAGCAAAGGAUGCUUUACAAGGAUUCAAAAUUACACCCACACAUGCAAUGAAGAUAUCAUUUGCUAAAAAAUAAUGUUUUUUGUACAUAAUUAAUAAAGACUUAUUUACUUGAGGUUUAAAAAAGCAUUAAAAUAUUUCAAUAAGAGAACUGUUAGGAUACAAAUGGUUAUUUUUUCAACAGGGAUAAUCAAGUGGGAGACCAAGGGUCCAUGUAUAACAUGAUCUAAUCCUUGUAUUGUGUCAGCAUUGCACCUCUGCUGACUGCCAGCAUUGCACACAGCUGGUGAUAUUUCAGGAUUGUACUGGUCUUUCUGCAAAGGAGAUGCUGGCUUUGAUUUUUGUUUUGCACUUGGCAUUGCACAAGGCCAUGUCUUUUUCAGCAUAAAUCUUCUCUGGAAACUUACUGUCCUGCAGGAUUUGUAUAAAAGCUACGAAGAAUUUUUUUU